GGGUUCAUCGAAUUAUGAUAGGCAACCAUUGAUCAAGUCCUGCCCCACUAAAAUCAUCUAAAUAACAUGUUUGUUUCAGAUUUUUUCUUCUUCUAAUUGCAGGUUUUUCUUGGGUUGGCGCCAUUGAAAGGAGGAAAGGAAAAAGAAGAAGCAAAAACGCCAUCUUUUAGGUUGGCGCCAAAACAAGGAGAUUGCUAUAACGAUAUUACCUACCCAUGGGGAUUCCAAAACACCAUCUCAGGGUCUCACUCGCUUAGAACAAACGGACAGCUUCCAUUUUCACCAAAACCACUGUUUCUUCCACGAAAAUCUCCCCGUUCCCUCUUAAAACUUGAAACCCACUUCCCUCUUUUAAUCCUCCACUCUUGUUCUUCUGUCAUCAUCAUAAACGCCCAUCUCACUCUAUCACUCGCCACAACCGAGUCAACUAUCUCCCCUCUCAAAUCCAAAACAUCAUCACUGCCCACAUUAACCACACACUUGUUCUCUUCGAUUUCUCUUUUACGCUUUUUGUCUGCUUCCGUCUCUCCUUUAAUCCUUUUUUACUCAAUUCCCUACCAGCUGCGUCAAUCUCAUAACUUCCUCUGUAGAAUCUGAAGCCAAAACCAACCAUUUAUUGCGAGCAAUUGUCGCAUAUGAGCAUUAGAGAUCCUUUUCGCAUCGUGGGAUGGAUCCAUUCGGGAUUUUUCGUGCAGUGCUGUCUCUCUCGGCUCUUGGAGGCUCCAUUGCGCAACAGGUUAAAAAAAAUAAGGGGCUUUCCUGUUCUCACGUAAUGGAACAUUCAAAGUUGCUAUCUUCAACCCUGGAGUACAAAAGGCCCACUAUUACUUGUGUGUUAUGCAUGCAGUGUCUGGCACCGUCAUCUGGUCUGCUAAUCGUGAUGGUCCUAUCUCAAGUUCUGGUAAAAUGACUCUCACAGCGAUUGGAAUUACCAUUGCCGAGCAAGACGGUAAUGACAAAUGGUCAACUCCACCACUAAGAUCAUCAGUAAAUGCACUGCAGCUAACUGAGAUGGGCAAUCUUGUUUUACUUGACCAGUUUAAUCAUUCUCUUUGGGAGAGCUUCCACUAUCCGACAGACACGAUUGUCAUGGGACAGCACUUACUUGAGGACACAAUUCUAUCCAGUGCUGUAUCAGAUGAUGACUUGUCAACCGGUGAUUACAAGCUGACUGUCAGUGGUUCAGAUGUCUUGCUGCAAUGGUAUGGGCAGACAUACUGGAAAUUAUCUAUGGAUGCCCGAGCUUACAGGAACUCUAAUUAUAUAAAUGAAUAUAUGGAAAUUAAUGGAACAGGUCUCUUUCUCUUUGGUCGUAAUGGAUCAGCAGUUGUGACACAGGUGACCUUGCCUCCAUCCAAGUUCCGAAUUGCUCAGUUGGAUGCUUCUGGCCAGUUCAUGAUCAGUAGUUUUCUGGGUACUGACAGGAAACAGGAAUUUGUAGGGCCAAUUGAUGGUUGUCGAAUUCCAUUUGUUUGUGGCAGAAUUGGACUGUGUACUGGCACUUCAUCCAAUGGCCCAAUUUGUUCAUGCCCCCAAGGUUUCCUAAGAGGCUCACAAAAUUCGAGCGGCUGCGCGCCAAGUGAUGGUUAUUCUUUGCCAUUGGCUUGCAAUUCAGCCAAGAAUGUUACUCAGUUGAAUUCAUCUGAUGUUUCUUAUCUGAGGCUUGGCUAUGGUAUGAGUUACUUCUCUAUUGAUUUCUCUGAGCCUAUAGAAUAUGGUGUGAAUUUGUCAGUCUGUCAAGAUGUCUGCACUGCUGACUGUUCUUGUUUGGGAAUUUAUUAUCAAAAUUCUUCUGGAUCUUGCUAUGCAUUUGAAAAUGAAUUAGGUUCCAUUAUAGCAAGUACUACAGAUGAUGAUGAUCAUUUGGGCUACAUUAAGACUUUAGGUGGAAAUGAUUCACCUUCCAACAAUGGGUCUACUAAUCAAAGACAAGACUUCCCUUUAUUUGCUCUGGUGCUGUUAACUUUUACUGGGUUCUUCAUCAUAGUUGUUUUCAGUUUCCUCUGGUGGAGAAAACGGAGUUUUUUGAAGAUUAAAGAGACAAAACUAGGCCAUGCAAACUCGAUUUCUUCAGGAGAUCUGGACGCCUUCUACAUCCCAGGCUUACCACAACGGUUUGACUAUGAAGAGCUCGAGGUAGCUACUGAUAAUUUUAAGACCAAGAUAGGGUCUGGUGGGUUCGGUGUUGUAUACAAGGGUACACUGCCUGAUAAAUCAGCUGUAGCAGUAAAGAAGAUAACCAAUUUAGGAGUCCAAGGGAAAAAAGAUUUUUGCACUGAAAUUGCAGUAAUCGGAAAUAUACACCACGUCAACCUGGUGAAACUGAGAGGAUUUUGUGCCCAAGGGAGACAGCGCCUUUUAGUUUAUGAGUAUAUGAAUCGUGGCUCACUAGACAGGACCCUCUUUGGCAGUGGGCCUGUCUUGGAAUGGCAAGAGAGGUUUGAGAUAGCGCUCGGAACUGCACGUGGGCUUGCAUACUUGCAUUCUGGGUGUGAACAAAAAAUCAUUCAUUGUGAUGUCAAGCCAGAGAAUAUUCUUUUGCAUGACUGUUUUCAGGCUAAGAUAUCUGAUUUUGGCCUCUCAAAGCUUCUAGGCCCUGAACAAUCUAGUUUAUUUACAACAAUGAGGGGUACCCGUGGCUAUCUUGCACCUGAAUGGUUAACUAAUUCUGCAAUCUCAGAAAAAACUGAUGUUUACAGUUUUGGAAUGGUACUGCUUGAACUUGUAAGUGGAAGAAAAAAUUGCAGCAUGGAUGCCAGUAACAGUGGUUGUGGCCAAUCGAUUUCAUCAUCUGGAUCUGGAUUUGUUUAUUUCCCACUAUUUGCAUUGGAGAUGCAUGAGCAAGGGAAUUACUUGGAGCUUGCUGACCCAAGGCUAGAGGGACGGGUAACAAGUGAAGAAAUGGAGAGAUUAGUACGUGUUGCUCUAUGUUGUGUUCAAGAGGAGCCAUUAUUGAGGCCUACAAUGGUUAGUGUUGUUGGAAUGCUGGAAAGCAGCACUCCUUUAGGUCAGCCAAGAAUAGAAUCUCUGAAUUUCUUGCGCUUUUAUGGACGUAGAUUCACUGAGGCUUCCAUGAUUGGGGAGGAAAAUGAACAGAGUGACAUCAUCUUGUAUCCAGAAGCAAAUACAAGUGCUACAAGCACAACAAAUGGCUCACAUGCUUGUUUCUCCUAUAUCUCUUCACAGCAGAUCUCAGGCCCAAGAUAGUGUAAAUGGAUGAGAUACGUGUUGCUCAUGUAUAGAUAUUUUGAAUGAAUGGAAAUCACGUAAUGUAUUUGGUUUAGAGUUACAGUUGUUCAUAGCAUUCCCUCUAGAUUGAAGCUGUGUCUUCGUACUUGUUACUAAGCUCAAAAUGAGCUGAACGAGUGGGUAGUCUGUCUUUGUAUUAUGUUCGUCAACUUUAAUUUAUUAUUUUUCUGCCA
Molecule: messenger RNA, 3422 nt
Organism: Populus nigra (black poplar)
Lineage: Eukaryota; Viridiplantae; Streptophyta; Magnoliopsida; Malpighiales; Salicaceae
Product: G-type lectin S-receptor-like serine/threonine-protein kinase At5g35370
Exons: 2
Coding region: 838-3207 (789 amino acids)
Biological process (GO): recognition of pollen; protein phosphorylation
Molecular function (GO): ATP binding; protein serine/threonine kinase activity
Source: RefSeq, a predicted model, not a curated record